AUGUUGGAACGACCAUUCAGCCGCUCGGAUUCACUUGUUUGUAACCCAGGGGUGGAGAAAGCACAAGAGCGAACAAGAGCGAACAUGCAGGAGCAGGAGGAGAAGGGGCUCAUGGAUGAUCAUGCCCACUUGGGUCAGAAAAUGGAUGCAUCGGCGCGCCCUUCGAAUGACAACGCCAAGCCUGAUUGGGAUAAGCGCGACCGAGACGCCAAGAAAUUCUAA
Molecule: messenger RNA, 222 nt
Organism: Penicillium bovifimosum
Lineage: Eukaryota; Fungi; Ascomycota; Eurotiomycetes; Eurotiales; Aspergillaceae
Exons: 2
Coding region: 1-222 (73 amino acids)
Source: RefSeq, a predicted model, not a curated record